Messenger RNA from Thlaspi arvense, 1031 nucleotides. The record is from the annotation of a GenBank genome assembly. NCBI's taxonomy places the organism in Eukaryota, Viridiplantae, Streptophyta, Magnoliopsida, Brassicales, Brassicaceae.
UAAUGGUGGGCCUUUCUGUUGGGGAGCAACACUUCCUUAAAGGUGGGAUUGCUCAAGAUCUUCGAGCUGAUGGUCGGAAAAGAUUGACUUACCGUCCUAUCUACGUCGAAACCGGUGUGAUUCCGCAGGCUAAUGGUUCAGCGAGAGUUAAGAUUGGUGGAACUGAUGUGAUUGCCAGUGUAAAGGCAGAAAUUGGGAGGCCAAGUUCGCUUCAACCUGAUAAAGGAAAGGUUGCGGUUUUCAUUGAUUGUAGUCCAACAGCAGAGCCAACGUUCGGGGGGAGAGGCGGUGAGGAAUUGUCUUCAGAGCUUGCUUUGGCUCUUCAAAAAUGUCUUCUAGGUGGCAAAAGCGGAGCAGGGGCUGGGAUAGAUUUAUCUUCGCUUUUGAUCAAAGAAGGAAGAGUUUGCUGGGACCUUUAUAUAGAUGGCCUUGUCAUUAGUUCGGAUGGGAAUCUAUUGGAUGCCCUUAGUGCUGCCAUUAAGGCUGCUUUAACCAACACCGCUAUACCAAAAGUCCAAGUCUCAGCUGAAAUGGCGGAUGAUGAGCAGCCAGAGAUUGACAUCAGCGACGAAGAGUACCAACAAUUCGACACUUCCAGUGUCCCAGUCAUAAUCACGUUAACUAAAGUGGGAGCGCAUUACAUAGUUGAUGCAACAGCGGAAGAGGAAUCACAGAUGAGCUCAGCUGUGUCUAUAUCCGUGAACCGGGUGGGCCAUAUCUGUGGGUUGACCAAAAGAGGCGGGUCUGGUUUAGACCCGAGCGUCAUUCUUGACAUGAUCUCUGUGGCCAAGCAUCUGUCAGAGAGUUUGAUGAACAAACUUGAUUCUGAGAUAUCAGCUGCAGAGGCCUGCGAAGACGAGGAUUUACUAAAAUGCAAAAGGGCGGGGACCUUGUUAACGCGGCUUAUAAGCUUUCUUUACUCCAUUGUUUCUGGAUCUUUGUUUAAAGUGAAAAAACAUAACAAGUUACAUGAGGAUUGUGAUAUUUUGGGAGGAGAAAUGAGGAUUGAGGUGAUGAGGUCAGCGAAAAUU